AUGAGUACAAAAUUCACCGUUGCAACACCUGGACAUGGCAACCUUUCUCAUCCGGAAAAGGCAACUCUCUCAUCCGUUGCUAUUUGGAACUCACUGGACAAUGGCAGAUUGUUGCUUGCAGAGCCGGUCAAAGCGACUGCCAAGAAACGUGGAUCGAAGAAGGCAGCUGGUUCAAACACCAUUGACCUUUCACCCAGCAAGCUGAACAAUAUACAUCACUUUGUGCGUGAUACGUGGCAACCCGGGUAUGGCCAAGCUUGGACAAAAGUCUGGAAGGUCUAUUUUCCAUAUAAUCUUACAGGGUCCCACUGGGUUGCAAUCAAAAUUGAUUUCGUCAAACAUACUGCAACUAUGUAUGACUCCUACUCUGAUUUUACUGCCAUUUCGAAGCUGGUUACACAUCUGCACCCUAUUAGCAAUACGCUGGCACAAGUGCUGUACAAUAUGCACUUUUAUGAAGGUUCUGAGGUUGAAGAGGUUAAGCAAAAGGGGCUGCAGAUGUCGAGCUUUACACCAUUCUCAGUUUGUAGCAUUAGAGAUGUGCCACAACAACGAGAUGGUACGUCUUGCGGAAUCAUGACCGUAAAAUUCAUCGAGCUUCUCAGUGCUGGGAUUUCGUUGGAUCAAGUUGACCCUUUGAAGAGCAAAUAUUACCGACUGAAGCUUGCAAUAGAGGGAACUCGAUUUGUAGAAGAUGCAGACGUAGAUGCUUUGUUGGAAAAUCUUGCCUUUUUGCUAGAGCUAGUUGGUUUAGUUAUUAUGUGUUCCAAGCCAUUGUUCACAUUUUGUCUCAGUGGUUUUGUUUGCAAUUUAUGUCAUAUAGAGGAGCUUAUAAGGAUGGGCCUGCACCCAAGUGAGAUCAUAAGUGGGUACAAUAAAGCUAGAAAAAAGACGAUCGAAAUCCUAGAUGAACUGGGAAGCCACAUAUCCACUACAAAAGGUUUCUUAUCUUUCCUUUUCAGUCAAUGGUUCUUUGCUCUCAAGUAUGCUGCAGAUGCUGCCUGCACUGUUUUGUGUGUAUGA
Molecule: messenger RNA, 1023 nt
Organism: Prunus armeniaca (apricot)
Lineage: Eukaryota; Viridiplantae; Streptophyta; Magnoliopsida; Rosales; Rosaceae
Source: the annotation of a GenBank genome assembly